Molecule: messenger RNA, 460 nt
Organism: Gastrolobium bilobum
Lineage: Eukaryota; Viridiplantae; Streptophyta; Magnoliopsida; Fabales; Fabaceae
Product: serine/arginine-rich splicing factor SR45a-like
Exons: 6
Biological process (GO): positive regulation of mRNA splicing, via spliceosome
Cellular component (GO): spliceosomal complex
Molecular function (GO): RNA binding
Source: RefSeq, a predicted model, not a curated record
AUCAAGAUCACGAUCAAGGUUUAGAACUCAUUCCAGGAGUCAAGAUUCAGCGGAUGCAAGGAAUCCCGGAAAUAAUUUGUAUGUAACAGGCUUGUCCACAAGGAUUACUUCCAGGGAUCUUGAGAAGUAUUUCAACAAAGAGGGAAAGGUUGUCGAGUGCCACCUGGUAACAGAUCCUCGUUCUAAAAAGUCUCGUGGAUAUGGUUUUGUCACUAUGGAAAGUAAUCACGAUGCUGAGCGAUGUACCAAGUAUUUGGACCGCUCUGUUUUUGAAGGUCGACUGACAACUGUGGAAAAGGCCAAGAGAAGUCGUGACAGGACUCCAAUUCCUGGCAGAUACCGUGGUUCAAGAGAUAAGCAAAUGGCUGACAUGGAUGGCGACGAUCACGUUAUCGAUGGCAGCAUUGGCAGGACAGAUAUUAUUAUUCAAGGGACCGGCGUGGACGAUUACUUUGAUUAA